Molecule: messenger RNA, 597 nt
Organism: Onthophagus taurus
Lineage: Eukaryota; Metazoa; Arthropoda; Insecta; Coleoptera; Scarabaeidae
Source: RefSeq, a predicted model, not a curated record
AUGUACAAGCUUGUUGUUACACUGUUUGUUAUUUUAGUUAUAUCCCAAGCAGUUACUGAUAAAGUUAUUAUUUGUUAUUAUGGAAAUUGGGCAGUUUGGAGACAAGGAAAUGGUCGCUUCGAUAUCGAAAAUAUCGACCCAUUCGUUUGCACACAUAUUAUCUUUGCUUUCAUCGGUUUGAAUAACGACUCGACCAUUAACAUUAUAGAUCCCCAAAACGCCAUAGUAAACGGGGCGAUUCGAAGAUUUAACGGUUUAAGAGAUAUUAACCCAGAUUUAAAAACUAUGGUCUCAAUAGGAGGAUAUACCGAAGAAUCGGAACUUUUUUCUGACAUGGUUCUGACACGUGAAACUAGAACCGUCUUCUUAAAUAGUGUCAUUGAUUUUAUGGAAACCCAUGGCUUUGAUGGGUUCGACUUAAAUUGGGAAUUUCCUGCCCAAAGAGGUGGAAGACCCGAAGAUAAGGAAAAUUUUAUCAAGUUGCUUUCUGAAAUGAGACCAGUUUUUGAUGAAAAGGAAUGGAUAUUCACUGUUGCUGUUGCCGCAUGGGGUGAAUCAGUUGAUAUUUCUUAUGAUGUACCUGAAUUAAAUCGGUAA